Molecule: messenger RNA, 1574 nt
Organism: Musa acuminata AAA Group (dessert banana)
Lineage: Eukaryota; Viridiplantae; Streptophyta; Magnoliopsida; Zingiberales; Musaceae
Product: BAG family molecular chaperone regulator 1-like
Exons: 4
Coding region: 509-1387 (292 amino acids)
Biological process (GO): protein stabilization
Cellular component (GO): cytoplasm
Molecular function (GO): protein-folding chaperone binding; adenyl-nucleotide exchange factor activity
Source: RefSeq, a predicted model, not a curated record
ACACGCACGUUACGAUGUGGCCACUUUGUUCUUGCUGCCGAUGCUUGCGAGCUCAUGAUGCACCGGUGAGAUCAGAGCGCGAAUGAUGGCUUGUUGUGGCAAAGCAGAACAGGAAGCGUCGGGUCACGCAUCGUGAAGUGUUGUUGGAUGGAAGCUUCGGGUGUGGUAAGAGUUUGGUGGGUGAUUGCUUUCGCUUUCUGUGACCUGUUGCUCUGCUUGGUGGUGCUGGUGGUGGUGGUGGUGGUGAGGUUAAGAUUGAAGCCAAGUUAAUCUCUCUAUCCUCUCCAUUCUUUAUAUAUUGGCUUCUUCUUGCUUAGCAAUUUUUUUAUUGCUGGUAGUCGUCUUCUUUUUCGUGGCUGCUGCUCUUCUGAAGUAGAUCUAUCCGAGUCCAAAACGUUGCGGAAAUCUUUGGCAGAAGCGCAGAGCAGCCGCAAUGGAUUCUGUUUGCAGUAGCUUUUGAUCGCAUCGUAGUUUGCGCUGCUGUGCAUCUUCCGGGGAGGGUAGCAGAAUGCCGUCGAGGACAGGAUAUGGAGCUGCGAAGCAAGUGGUGGUGGAGGAGAAGGGUGCCGAAUGGGAGGUGACUCCCGGCGGAAUGGUGGUACAGAAGCGCGAUCCCGAGUCCGGGCCACCCGCUGCCGUCGUCCCGACCAUCCGUGUCAAGGUCAAGCAUGGCUCCGUCUACCACGAGAUCUACAUCGGCUCUCAGGCCACCUUCGGGGAGCUGAAGAAGAUGCUGUCGGCGCGUAUCGGGAUGCAUCCGCUCGACCAGAAGCUGAUCUACAAGGACAAGGAGCGGGACUCCGCCGCAUUCCUCGACACCGCCGGCGUGAAGGACCGGUCGAAGGUAGUGCUGGUGGAGGACCCGACGGCGAAGGCGAAGCGGCUGCUGGAGACGCGCAAGACCGACAAGAUGGAGAAGGCAGCCAAGUCCAUCUCCGCCAUCAGCAUGGAGGUCGACAAGCUGGCGUCCAAGGUGUCGGCGUUGGAGGCGAUCGUGAACAAAGGCGGGAGAGUGGUGGACCAGGACGUGGUUCGGCUGAUCGAGUUGUUGAUGAACGAGCUGCUCAAGUUGGACGGCGUCGUCGCCGACGGGGACGUGAAGCAACAGAGGAGAUUACAGGUUAGGAGGGUCCAGAAGUAUGUGGAAACGCUCGAUCUGAUCAAGAUCAAGAAUGCAACGCCGAGAGCCAAUGGGCAUGUCCAUCAUCCUCAACAGCAGCAGCAACACCAGCAGAGGCAGCAGCCACCGCAAUCGGUGGUGGUGACCACCGCGAACUGGGACACAUUUGAUUCCUUGUUCAUGCCAUCCACCUCCACGCCGGCCACCACCGCCACCUCCACCGCGUCAUCCACCCCCACCACAAGGUUCGACUGGGAGCUGUUCUGAUGUCUCCGCCACGAGCAACUCAGCAGAAUCAACAGCAGUACGUCCUCGCUCGCUCGCUUGCUCUCCGUCGCUACUAUUCUUUUGUGUGCAUACCUCCAACUACAUAAGAAUAAAUGGAUUCAUGUCAAUAUGUUGUAUCAACCAUUUCAAGAUACAUACUCUUUUUAUGUCAGAGAAUUUUUGUUCA